UCCUGUGUUUCCGUCCCGCAGACUGAUGCUGUCCCCCAGUCCUUCGGCUCGGGUCACGGUGUCUCGAGCCUCCAGCAGUCGCAGCGUUCGCACCUCUCACGGAAAGAGGAAGCGCGUCGACGUGGAGGAACAGGAAGCCAGCAGCUCGGUGUCUAUCUCUCACUCCGCCUCGGCCACAGGGCCCGUCUGCAUCGACGAGACCGACACCGAUGGAAAAUUCAUCUGCCUCCAAAACACCGGAGAGGAGGAUCAGGCAAUGGUCGGUUUUGAGAUGAUGAAGACGAUUGAAAAUGAUUCCGCCACCUACAAGUUCACCCCCAAAUUUAUCCUGAAGGCCGGCCAGAAAGUGACG
Notothenia coriiceps (black rockcod) is the source of this 352-nucleotide messenger RNA. Its product is annotated as lamin-B1-like. The record is from RefSeq and is a predicted model, not a curated record. Gene Ontology annotation, molecular function: structural constituent of cytoskeleton. The transcript has 2 exons. The annotation marks the transcript as partial. Gene Ontology annotation, cellular component: nuclear envelope; nuclear lamina. Gene Ontology annotation, biological process: protein localization to nuclear envelope; nuclear migration; nuclear pore localization. Lineage: Eukaryota; Metazoa; Chordata; Actinopteri; Perciformes; Nototheniidae.